CCUCCCGUGAAAGUGCAUAUUUGAGAGCGCGCACAAGAGCGAGCGCUCGCACUCCAGCUCUGCGUUCAGUUCGGCUCGGCAGAGACUAUCAAACGCUCCCGAACUUUAUCAUCACUUCUCUCUGGAAAUUUAGUGCAGCCGAACAAACCAUAAGCAGCCAUGGAUGCCAUUAAGAAGAAGAUGCAGAUGCUCAAGCUCGACAAGGAGAACGCCUUGGACAGAGCUGAGCAGGCUGAGGGGGAUAAAAAAGCAGCGGAGGACAGAAGCAAACAGUUAGAAGACGAACUAAUUCAGUUGGAAAAGAGGUUGCGCGUAGCCGAGGACGAGCGUGAUAAAGUGCAUGACGAGUAUCAAGGUGCAGAGGAAAAGCUUCUGACCGCCGAGGAAGUCGCCACCAAGCUUGAGGAUGACCUUGUAGCACUGCAAAAGAAACUGAAGGCGACCGAGGAUGAGCUGGACAAAUAUUCGGAGUCUCUUAAAGAUGCCCAGGAGAAACUGGAGCUGGCUGAGAAGAAAGCCACAGAUGCUGAGGGUGAUGUAGCAUCCUUGAAUAGACGUAUCCAGCUGGUUGAGGAGGAGCUGGAUCGUGCACAGGAGCGUCUGGCCACGGCUCUGCAGAAGCUGGAGGAGGCUGAGAAGGCGGCCGAUGAGAGUGAGAGAGGCAUGAAGGUCAUUGAGAACAGGGCUCUAAAGGAUGAGGAGAAGAUGGAACUGCAGGAGAUCCAGCUCAAGGAGGCCAAACACAUCGCUGAGGAGGCUGACCGCAAAUAUGAGGAGGUGGCCCGUAAGCUUGUGAUCGUUGAGGGUGAACUGGAGCGUACAGAGGAGCGUGCCGAGAUGUCUGAGGGCAAAUGCGCUGAGCUUGAGGAAGAGUUGAAAACUGUGACCAACAACCUGAAGUCUCUGGAAGCCCAGGCUGAGAAGUACUCACAGAAGGAAGACAAAUAUGAGGAGGAGAUCAAGGUUCUCACAGACAAACUGAAGGAGGCUGAGACCCGUGCCGAGUUUGCGGAGAGAUCAGUUGCCAAGCUUGAGAAGAGCAUUGAUGACCUUGAAGAAAAACUCUCACAUGCUAAAGAAGAGAACGUCGAUAUGAAUCAGAUGUUGGAACAGACUCUAUUGGAGCUGAAUAACAUGUGAAAAGCCUGGUCACGUAAAGAUGUCUGCAUUUUGUAAUCAUUGAGUGUUUAUUUUUCCUCCUGACAAUUAUCAGAUUGAAUAACGUGCCAUUUUGUUAUAAAGAUUUUGUUUUUCCAUGUAUUUAAUUUUUUUAAGGUAAUAUUAUGGUACGUGUUCAUUUUAUUCUGGUUAUACACAAACAAAACAAAGUUGGCAACAAUUGCACUUAAUUGUCAAUAUAUGCACCAUAACUGUUAUCAUGGACAUGGAGUUUGAAGCCAAGUUUAAAUGAAAUUGAAAGGUUUUCUUUUAAAGUGUACAUAGGAUUAGGUUGUCCUAUGUAUACUGGUGCUACUGUGAAGGCAGAUGUCUGGCAGUGUGUAACUUUUAGGUUUAUGACUUAACCAUAUACACUUUUCCAAUUUGGAUUACAUUUAUUUGUGCCAAUGUUUAGCCCUUGCCAUAAAGGGACAUCUUUACACCAGCUUAUAUUUAUUUGUGUCCCCUUAUUACUAGCUACAAAAUGUGCAGAUAUUUGCAGAUGCAUUAUUGGGUUUGCUCACGCCAAAACCCUCACAGUUCAAAAUGUCUUCAUUUUGAAUUAGAAAAUAUGGAGUCAUGUUUGGUUGUGCCUUGAUUAUUUUAGUCAUUUUAAAUGUAAGUGUAUUAAAUGUGUCAAAUAAAAUGUACAAAGCUAAAAUAAGUAUAAAUAAAACCACACAUUGACAUUUUCUAAAGCUUGGGGUCUGUUUUUGAGCUUAAAGUGAGCUGUUGGAAUGGAGCAUGCAAACCGCCAAAGUUUUGCGCUAACUAACUUAUUCACAUACAGAGCUUUUAGAUCUCCCCUCACUGAACACAACAAAUGCUAAUCAGCCCAUCUGCUUCCUGUAUUACAUUUAACAUUAGCUUCUGUUGGCUUUGUAUAUCCCAAGUUUUCUCCUGUAUGACAAAAAAGACUGAGAUUACAAACAUCUGUCUUCAAUGUUAUAUUUGUAGUGUAGGUCUGUGGAAAGAUAUUUGAAUUCUUUAGUCAUCUAACCACACUUUGGACCAUGUAGAGGUUUGAAGAUUUAGUGUAUAUGGUUAGUUGACGAGUAGCAUAUCAAUAAACUUUACCAUUAACUUG
Molecule: messenger RNA, 2245 nt
Organism: Xyrauchen texanus (razorback sucker)
Lineage: Eukaryota; Metazoa; Chordata; Actinopteri; Cypriniformes; Catostomidae
Gene: tpm1
Product: tropomyosin 1 (alpha)
Exons: 10
Coding region: 160-1140 (326 amino acids)
Biological process (GO): actin filament organization; cardiac muscle contraction
Cellular component (GO): actin filament
Molecular function (GO): actin filament binding
Source: RefSeq, a predicted model, not a curated record